GCGUCUGUCAGCCCCGGGUGUCUGUCAGCCCCGGGCGGCCCCCGCCGCCGCCGCCGCCGCCGCUGCUUAGGCAGGAACCGGCGAGUGGAGGCGCAGCACCCAGGCGCGGGCUCAGGCCGGGCCUGCUGCCGUGCCUGUGGGCAGGGGGAGGCAGCCCCAGCAACGUUACUGGUGUUGUAGGGCAGGAUGGCUUCAGUUGAAAGGGAGGCACUGUCCCAAGAUGAACUCAGGAAAAGGCUGUAUCAGACUUUUAAGAACCGAGGUGUGCUGGACACACUAAAGACACAGCUCCGAAACCAGCUAAUCCAUGAACUAAUGCACCCAAUUUUAAGUGGAGAACUUCAGCCACAGGCUGUUCCAAAUGGUGACAGUUCACUUUUGAUCACAGCUUCCAACAGUUUGGUGGCAGAUCAUCUCCAGAGAUGUGGCUAUGAGUAUUCACUUUCUGUUUUCUUUCCAGAAAGUGGAUUGGAGAAGAAAAAGCUGUGGACUAUGCAAGAUCUUCUUCAAUUAAUGAGGAUCAAUCCAAAAUCUAGUCUUUACACAUCACUGACUUUGGGAACUCAAAAGGAGAAUAAAGGUUUUCUUAUGCAGAUUUUAAGGGAACUUACAGAGCAUCAUCUAAAUAGGGAAACUCAUGACACACAAACUCAGACAACCUCAGUGCCUCCUUACAGAGAAUCUCUUGCUGAGAAGCUUCAACUGAUUGAUGAACAGUUUGCAGACUCUUAUCCUCAACAUCAGAAAUAUGAAUCUUUGGAAGUAAAACUGAAUGAAUAUAGAAAAGAAAUAGAAAAGCAGCUUCAAGCAGAAAUGUGGCAAAAGCUAGAACAUUUUAAAGAAGUUGAAAUAGCAAAGAUUAAAAUGGAGGAGAAAGUGCAGACCCAGAAAGAAAUCUCAGAGCUACGUCAUGAGUUAGAGAGGACACAUCAAGCGAAGUCUGAAGCCUUGAUUUCUCGUGAAAAGAAUGCUAUUGAGAGGCUUCAAAAACAGCAAGAGAUAGAAGCAAAGGAAGUAUAUGCUCAGAGACAAAGUCUACUGAAAGAUAUUGAAGUUGUAAGGACGAGAGAGGCGGAACUGAAGCAAAGAAUUGAGGCGUUUGAAGUCACUCAGAAACUUCAGGAAGAGAAAAAUAAAGCUUUCGAUGAUGCGCUUCGACGUCGGGAGGUUGCUGUGAAGAGUAUAGAGGACACAUAUGACCAGAAGCUUAAGACGGAACUCUUAAAAUAUCAGCUUGAAUUAAAAGAAGAAUACAUAGCCAGAACCAAUAAAGUUACAGAAGAUGAGAAAAAAAAUAAAGAGAAAGCAAAGCUUUUACAUGAAGAAGCUGUUGCUGUUAAUUCAAAAAAGGAGGAACUCAAGCAAGCUAUAUCACGCACAAAGGAGCUUGAGUUGGAUUUGGAGUCAGUGAAGGCGCAGAUUCUGUUGGUAAAUAAACAGAAUCAGUUGUUGACAGAAAAACUGAAAGAGGUCUCAGACUAUCCUUUGCUAAAGGAGGAGAAAUUGGAGCUCCAAGUACAGAAUAAACUACUUAGGCAACAGUUGGAUGAGACUCGCAAUGAGAACCAGCAUCUUCGAGACAAGCUGUCCCAGCCCUCGGCGGAGCACCUGGCCUGCCAAGUGGAGCUGAGGAGAGUGGAACAUUCUAGGAAGCUGGCACUGGACGAAUUUGAAAGUCAAAGGCAGAUUUUGGAAAAGCAGCUACAAAGUGAGGUUGAACGUUGUGCCCAGUUAAAGACCCAACUGUUGGACUCCGAAGCUACCGUCAGGAAGUUAAAUGUGCAUGUUGAAGAACUGAAACUGCAGCUGAAACAAACACAGGCAGCUCUGGAAAAUGAAGUGUAUCGGAAUCCUAAGCCUUCGCUUGUCGAUCGCUCUGUCCUUGACUUCACUGGCGACAGAAUUGUACCUCAUGAUAUCUAUGUGGACAGCGCUUUCCUGAAGAAUCAGGUUAUGACCGACAUGAUGAAGGUAAACGCUGUGCCAGGAGUUGGCUAUCGUCAGCAGUUGCAGCUGCGCAAUGCUUCUCCGGAUUCUGACCUGGAGUGUGUGGCACUAACCCGGGCUAGAAUAAAAGAACUAGAAAAGGAGGCAGAGUAUUUGGAAGAAGCCUACAGGAACUACCAACACAGAGUCAUGUGGGAGGCGGCUGCAAGCAGAACGCCAAGAAAGAUGCAGUCCCCUUUACUUGUACAGUCUGCUGUUGGUAGACCCCCCUUGACUACGCAGCAUGAACUUCUAAAGGAUAAUCCCAGCUCCCAGCAUUCCCCCCUGAGCAGUCCAAGAGGUGAAAAAUACAUUAAAAACACUGGGCAGGUUGAUGUCUUUAAAAAUCCCUUAACGCCACCACACAAAGGAGUGUCUUCUUCAAGACGCCUUUCUUCUACUCCCGUUUCCAAAUUGGAAAGAGAUCUCAGCAGCAAGAAAAUUUCAGAUGACAUCAAUGGCUCGUACCUUGCCUCUUCCCAGCAGAGUGUUGACCAGGUGCUUUCUCCUAUUUCAAAGCCACAUCUACCUUCAUCUUCUGAGUCUGUUUCUUCCUCGCCAUCCAGUCAUGGCCAUAAAAUCAGACUUCAUAAUCAACAAACAGACAAACAAGAUUUCACUGAUAUGUCCAGACCAGAGAAACUAAUGUAUGAGGACCUUGAAGAACACAUUUCUUCUCUUGAGUGUCAGGGGGACAUUCCGGAGCAGUGUGAAAGUGAUGGUUUGCAUCCAUCUGGGGACAUCGUCAAUGGAAACUGUGUCACAGCCACUGUACCAGCAGCAGCCACUUCGCUGCAGGACUUAACGGUGCUGGAUCAAAGACAGAUGGAAGAACAGAACAGAGAAGCUGAGGAAAACUUAGACGAAGAAAGGAAAGGAAGAGAAGAAAAGAGAGCGAGCGAGCAAGAGGAAGCUUUGGAAAGAGAGCAAAAAGAAGUGGAAAAGCUUAACAAAGAGUGGCUCCAAGACUCAAAAGUAGGUGAGGAAAAAGAAGAUAAGGAAGGGGUAAAAUCUGAAAACACUAAUUCUGGUGCUGAAGAUAAUGUAAAGGACUCUACUCCCAAUCCAUUAGAAAAAUACAUGAGAAUAAUUCAGCAGAGAAGAGAGCAGGAGCAAGCAAACAAGGAUUCAAAAAAAGAAGAAAUAGGAGAAGUGUCACUUUUAGAGGGACUUACAUCUAGUGAAAAGGAUGACAGCGCUGCAGGCAUUUCUCAUGGAGACACGGAUGAAAACUUCUGGUGAAAUUAUUAUUUAAUUAUUAUUUUUACAAUAAAAAUGUUUUUAUUCUUUCUGCUUGUAAAAAGUGGUAAUAAAUGUUAGGCACCAAGAUUGCAGGCUGUAUAAUUAUAAAUUAAUAUAGCUGAUUUUCAGCUGUCUCAUCACCUCGGUCAGUGAGUUCAGACAGUGAGCCCUGAUGUGUUAUUAAUCCAGGAGGAGGCCCUUGAGUGGGGUGUGAGAAGGGACAAAGCAGUGCAAAGAAAUAAAUCAGUAUGUUGAGGUUUUGGCACUGAAUUCCCAAGUUUUUGGCUUUGGCACUGAGUUUGUACGGCCUUUGACAGCUUUCCAAGUGAUGCCUCCCACCCAGCCCCUUCCCCUCCAACUGUUACAAACUGGAGGUCAGAGUAACACCAGGUCACCACCAGGUUUUUGGAGGUGUCCUGUGGAGACCCUUGGCUGGCACCGUUUGCAGAGCAGCCUGUGACAGCCCCAAGCUGACGUGUCCCUUUCACUGCUCUGGCAGGGGAAGCAAAGACCUUUCCAAACAGCCUGGUCCUGACUACCACCUUGUUGGUAUUAACCAGCCCAGAAUGGAGAGAUUCAAGUAAAAAAAGCUAUUUAACUCGUCUUUAUUCAAGGUUUGUAUUUUGUAGGUGGAUUAUAGGCAAGAUCAUUAAACUUUAUUUACAGUAUAGAAUACAGUAUUUUUUAACCAAGGAAGUAAUUUUGGGCAGCAGCAUGUGUUAUAACUUGCGCUGGCAUUGCGACUGCUCCUCUUGACCUAACUACAGGACAAUGAAGCCAAAUUUGACAGAAUUUAGGGGCAAAAAAACCCCAAAGCUCUCUCUUGAAUUCACUGGAUGUUGAAACACAGCAUACCAAAAAUGUGACAGAAAUAAAGUUUACCUUUAGAAAUUUAAGAUUUAGAAAGUGACUGAGGGGCUAGGCUAAUUUUACAUGCUGCUAAAUUUGGUGUUGCAGCAGCAAUGCUGGCAUUUUUUAAAUUUCUGAGCAAGUUCCUUCUGUUUGAUGUGAGGAAGGGGAAGAACAGCGCUUGUUGCAUUCUGCUGGCUUGGAACAACCACCACUACUUCACCUGAGAGACACUCGCUGACACCCACACCCAUGGGCAGCCUUUCCCAGCACAGGAGCGCAUGGAUACUAUUGAACAAAACAUGUUUUAACUUCAGAAAGAGAAACGUAAAGCCUAGAGAUGCGCUACUAGAGAGGAGCUGUAGGUCUUGUUUUCAAAUAAGCAUACACAAGUGAUGUCUAUUAUCUACAAAUAUUUAUUUUAACACUUGGAUGUAACUACAGGAAGCCCUUGGCACUGAUAGAAAAUAUUGAUUCACUGUUAGGUUACAAAAAUUUAUACAUAGCAAAAUUUAAUGCUCUUUACAUAAAAAUAUUAGACUACUUAAACAAAACUUCAAAAACUCCCAGUAACAGCUACACUGAAUUAGAAAAGAAUUCGGCUUUAAGACACUGCCUCCAUAUUACCCUUAUGCAAACACUGGGCUAGAACAUCACCUGCAUUGCUGUAGAAAUGCCUCCUUCAUGCAACAGGUAAGAACAUACACUAGGCUAUUUUGUCAUAUUUGCUCUACAUUGAUCAACUUUGCCCCUUUUUUGAAACUGUCAAAUGAGACUUUUCAAUAUUUAACAAAAAAAAAUUACAUUUGCAGUUAUACCCCCCAAAACGCCUUUUCUCUUAAUACUGACUUGAAGAAAUUUGUGCUUCCUUUUUUAUAUUCAGCAAACAGUCAAAACUAUCAAACCACACGUCAGCUUAACAUAGGUAUGACUUGAAUAUUUAAUUUUUUUCAAAUGACUGAUGUAUUUUACUUUUUUCCCCCAACAUUUAUAUAUAUAUAUAUAUAUAUAUAUAUCAUAUAGAA
This is a messenger RNA of Columba livia (rock pigeon), 5102 nucleotides long. RefSeq names its product OFD1 centriole and centriolar satellite protein (gene OFD1). The coding region runs from base 187 to 3228 and encodes 1013 amino acids. Gene Ontology annotation, molecular function: protein binding. The record is from RefSeq and is a predicted model, not a curated record. Gene Ontology annotation, cellular component: centrosome; ciliary basal body. The transcript has 23 exons. Gene Ontology annotation, biological process: epithelial cilium movement involved in determination of left/right asymmetry. Lineage: Eukaryota; Metazoa; Chordata; Aves; Columbiformes; Columbidae.